GCUUCCUUUUAGAUUGAAAUAAAAUGUACAACAAUAUAAUACAUAUCAUCAAUCUUGAAUCGCAUUUUGCAGUGUUCUAGUUUCGAUGUAAUCGCGUACUGGAAGUGUACAUUUUUGUAAUAGGUAGUGCAUGUCUUGUCGUUUGUUCUUUUCGCGUAACGUAUCUAUCAAUUUCAUAGUGAUCUGUGCUCGAUUCUUAAGCAAAUGAAAAUGACGAAUCAAGAAAAGCUACUUUCUGCAUUCAAGGAGAGAAGAAUUGAACAUUUCCGAAAGCUCGUUAAGUAUAGGGACAUUGAUGUUGAUUACUUUUACGGAGAGCCAGAUAACGGAACGUUAUUAGAUUUGGCCGCCAGGUUCGCGGGAAACGAGCAAUACGUUUUUGAACUAAUACAAAGCGGUAGUAAAUUUUGGCGCAAGGAUGAAGAGACUGGUAAAUUAGUGAUACAUGAGAUUUUCAACAUACCAGACAGAUAUUUGUUGUACAAUACCUGGAAGGGUAUAGACGUCUCAUCCAGAUCAGGAAAUGACAAUGCUAAUAUUAUGAAAGUAGCUGUUGAAGAGGAUGACAUCGAGGCAAUUACGCGUCUAGCUCGAUCCUAUUCCGUAGUACACGAUAGCUUCGAUCAUGAUCGUUCAGAAGCUCAACAACACUUCAUUCUGCUCCAAGGAAGCAUUCAUGCAGUUCGGGUGUUCUUCAAGUACUUCGACGUGGACAAGGAAUUUCAAAAAGAUUCUCAGGGAUGCGUUCUUAGUUCUCGCGAGAUAAUCUUGAAAAAAUAUCCGGAGCUGAAAGCAGAGCUCCCAAAACGAUCACCGAACGAGCUAAAGAAAAUUUUAUUUUCAUACCUAGAAAAUGGUGCUCCUGAAUUAUUUGUGAACCGAAUCGCCGAAAUUGACACAGAAAUGCUGAAUGAUGGAGUGCAAGAAUAUACAAAGUUGACAUACUUACAUGUAGCAUGCAGAAACAAUUACAUCGACGUGGUGGACGCGUUGUUGAAAAAAAACGUCCACCUGAAUGAGUUUGUUUCAUAUUCCAACGAAUAUGCGCAAAAUGUGACGCCAAUAAUGCUGGCCGUUUUCUACGGUCACUGCGAAAUAUUCAAGAAACUUGCAAUCAUUCCCGAAGUUGAACUGCAAAAUACAGAUGGAUCAGUUUUGCAUUUAGUGUUGCAUGGUAGGCAAUCUAUGCAGGAUCAGAAUCGUUCAACCGACGGUCAUAGCAUGAUACUGGAAUUACUUCUGAAGCGGCAUGAUCCUCACGAUUAUGAUCUACCAACUAUAAGUCCAAUCAGAGUAAACAUAGAACACACAGAUGAAAACAAUAGGACAGCUCUUCAUUACGCGUUAAAAUUCAAUAACGAAUUCGCCAUCAAGUUACUUCUUAGAGCAGGUGCCAAAUUGUACCGAAAGGAUCAAUCUUUCUUGACUUCGAUUUCAGCUACAAUCAUAGAAGGCUAUUUCGAUAACUGCAUUCGUUCAAGUAGAGAAUUCCAUUGGAUCCCGGUUGAAGAGGACAACGCAAUAAUAUUCAACUACAAAAUAUUCACACAACUAGACCUAUAUUCCAUUGCUACCAAAAGCAAAGGAAAUUUCUUCGCGCGAUUCGAAUCAGUAACUGAAAUGAGGAAACUAUACAAGCAUCCGCUCACAAAAAGCUUGCUCUAUUUGAAAUGGCAUCUCGUUAGAAAAUAUUACUACGUUAAUUUGGCAUUCUAUUUAUCAUUUUGUUUGGCUCUCAGCACGUAUAUUUUCCAAAUUCAACACUGUCCACCAUCAUCGACCAAUUUCAACGACUCAGCAUCAACGAAUACAACAACUGAUCGCGGUGCAUCUUCCAUUCCAUGCGACGUAUCAUUGUGGACUUGGCUGAUAACAUUUCUGCUCUACAUCGUACUUAUUUUACGAGAACUGUGCCAAUUUUCUGUUUCAAUUCGGCGGUACAUCGGUAUGCCAGAAAAUUGGUUGGAAAUGAUGAUGGUCGUGGUGAUUGGUUUUCUCAUCACGAAUGACACCAAUACACAUUUAUCCGCUAUCGCUAUUCUAACAUCAUGGAUCGGGUUGAUAUUAUUACUGGGUAAGCAACCGUCAUUCUCAAUCUACAUAGAAAUGUUCAAAACAGUUGCGUCGAAUUUUGCCAAAUUUCUGCUUUUAUACUCGAUUUUAGUCGCAUCAUUCGCAUACAGCUUCUACAUCUUAUUUAGAAAUAAAACAAGCGGACACGCAUCGUCUCAGAAUGAAACCAACCUCAAUGUCAAUACUAUAGAUCGAACGAAUGACAAUUUUAUGAAUUCGUGGAAAAACUUGCAAAUGUCGUUUUUCAAAUCGAUUAUCAUGAUGGCAGGCGAAUUUGAGGCUUCCACCCUACCGCUUGAUUCGAAUUUUAGUUACGGCCACGUGUUUUUCAUACUUUUCGUCUUCUUAGUCACCAUGGUACUUUACAAUUUACUUAAUGGUUUGGCCGUCAGUGAUACUCGCGCCAUCAUGGAGGACGCUGAAGUAGUUGCUCUGAUAUCGAGAGCAAAACUCAUCUCGCAGAUAGAACGCCUAGCCGUUAGAAAUCCAUUCAGCCAUGCUUUCAAAUGUGGAAUAACCGAACAACUUGAAAAGGGGUAUUUAUUUUUGCGCAACAAAUUAUUCGGAGAUGAGAUACUCAUUGACGAAACAGAGCGGAUUUAUGUGUACCCAACUAAAAGUAACAGAAUAGAAAUUGACGGUAAACGUUGUGGAAAAUGUUUUGGCAAAAUGCCGUCCACCAUUGUAAAACAUGCCGAAGAAAUUUUAGAAAAACGAAAACAAUCCAAACCGGCCAAAAAUCAAAAUCGAAAUUCGUUAACAGAUGUUACAAGAAACGACCCAUCUGAUUCCGAGCAUCAAUCUGUUGCUAGCGAGCAAACAAGCAAUUUGAAACUUGAAAUCGACGCUAAAAUUGCUGCACGUGAUGAAAAGUUAUUGCAAAACGUUGAUAUACGGUUUGACAAAAUCAAUAAAUUACUCGAAUCCGUCUUGCACGAGGUAAAUCUUCUCAAGAAUAAAGACAAUCAGAAACUUUGAUAGACGUGCAGUGAUUGAAUGAAAUGUGUACACUUUAUUUUUUAUAAGAUGAGUUGCAUUUUCCAGUUAUGUAAUUUACGUAAAAUUUUCGUCAAAGCGCGUUGGUAACUACCUAUUUGCUUUUUAUAGAAUUGAAUAAGCACAUGCACAUACUCGUAGUUCAUAUUUCCGUUAAAGGCGUUAAUUUGUGAUGAAAUUCAAGAUUUCUCUAAUGUUUUGUAAUUUACUUCAUCAAACAAAUGCAAAUUAAGUAUGGUUUGUUUAAUUUCUCUUGCUUUUCAAACUGGAAACUAAUUAGAAAAUAUGUUUUGUGCAAAGAAAAAAAUUAGGCGAA
This is a messenger RNA of Planococcus citri (citrus mealybug), 3385 nucleotides long. Its product is annotated as transient receptor potential cation channel protein painless-like. NCBI's taxonomy places the organism in Eukaryota, Metazoa, Arthropoda, Insecta, Hemiptera, Pseudococcidae. Gene Ontology annotation, biological process: monoatomic ion transport; transmembrane transport. The transcript has a single exon. Gene Ontology annotation, molecular function: monoatomic ion channel activity; protein binding. The record is from RefSeq and is a predicted model, not a curated record. Bases 205 to 3051 code for a protein of 948 amino acids. Gene Ontology annotation, cellular component: membrane.